UAAACAAAGAAGAAUAAUCUUUCAGUUUGAAUUGCAAGCAUCUUUUAUUUGCGCCUUUGGCCUUGUCAAUUAUGGAACCUAAAGUGAGAGCAAGUUGCACCUGGACACAAACGGCUGGCAACGAAAUCUCCAAGCUAUUGCCAACUCGCAUUUCGGACGAAGAUGUUUUUGUCAAGCCCGACUUGUAUGACGUAGUGAAUGAGGAACGCUCGGCGCUGUUUUUGAAUAACCAAAAGCCUUGUGAACUGCAAAUUGCAAUUUCGCCUCGUUUUAAAAUUGCCGCCUUCACACUCGUUUGCAGUGUGCCCAAAGUAGAGCUUUUCCUAGGUCCAUCGCAGGAGUAUUAUCAAACCAUCUAUGGGGAGUGUAUGGAGGAGGAUGAUGAUGAAGUACCUAUUAGACCGUACCGCUAUGAUGUAGAAAUUGAUCGUUCCGGCAUUGCCGACAUUAAUCUGAAACUGUUAAGUUCGUCCGAAGAGAUUUGUAUUUAUGGUGCCAUGUUACAUAUAGCUCCCAACCCAAAUGGCAUUACAACACAGUUGGUUAAUCCGAAUAAUUUAAAGAUGACACAGGAGCUACUUCAAUGUGGCACCGCCGAUAAUUGUGGUCCGAAAUUUCAGCAAUUUAUGGCUCUAAUGCAAAGACAGGGCGAAACCAUCCAAAACGAAACAAAGACUAACGCUGAUAAGGAAAUGUCUAUGUCAAGUCUUUAUUUAGACAUCUGUGCCAAGCUGGACCAGUUGGAGAGCAAAAUUUCGAAAAGGCUGGACGACUUUGAGGCGCAGCAAGCUCAAAAGUUGGAUAAAAUAAUUGCAAUACUCGAAAAGAAACAUUGAGUUACGUACAAAACGCUGAAUUUUUAGUUUAAGUAAUAACCGUCUUGACAUUUGAAUUAUUCAUUUAUUUUUGGACAAAUAUCAACUCUUAGAAAUAUCAGUAUUCCUAUUUUGAUUAAACGAAA
Scaptodrosophila lebanonensis is the source of this 961-nucleotide messenger RNA. RefSeq lists its product as uncharacterized. The record is from RefSeq and is a predicted model, not a curated record. The coding region runs from base 72 to 836 and encodes 254 amino acids. The transcript has 2 exons. NCBI's taxonomy places the organism in Eukaryota, Metazoa, Arthropoda, Insecta, Diptera, Drosophilidae.